Messenger RNA from Dunckerocampus dactyliophorus (ringed pipefish), 3475 nucleotides. It is a transcript of the gene stoml3b, whose product is annotated as stomatin (EPB72)-like 3b. The coding region runs from base 104 to 955 and encodes 283 amino acids. Lineage: Eukaryota; Metazoa; Chordata; Actinopteri; Syngnathiformes; Syngnathidae. The record is from RefSeq and is a predicted model, not a curated record. The transcript is spliced from 7 exons. Gene Ontology annotation, cellular component: plasma membrane.
UAGGCUGCAGCUUUAAAAGGCUGGUUGCCUUCCUGCCCAUUAGUAACACUUCUCCUUCUUCCUCCCAGUCAAGUGACUUCCUGGCUUCACUUUCACCCAGCGUAUGGAAAUGGAGGACCAAAUGGAGAGCCAGAAGAGACGAGGGAUGAGCAAAGACAAUUUAAUAUCGGAGCGCACCGGGUCUUUGGGAUGUGCAGGGUGGUUCAUCGUCAUAGUGGUUGGAAUCUUUACGAUUUGCCUUUUUCCUAUCACCAUUUGGUUCUGUCUGAAGAUAGUUCAGGAGUAUGAGCGUGCAGUCAUCUUCAGACUAGGCCGCAUCACAGACAGGAAGGCAAAAGGACCAGGAAUCUUCUUCAUUUUGCCCUGCACUGAUUCGUUUGUCAAAGUGGAUCUGAGAACAGUUUCCUUUGACAUCCCUCCGCAAGAGAUACUGACCAAGGACUCAGUGACAGUGAGCGUGGAUGGCGUGGUGUAUUUCCGCGUCAAUGACCCCAUCGCCUCUGUGGCCAAUGUGUCCAACGCUGACUUCGCCACCCGUCUGCUAGCUCAGACCACACUCAGGAACGUCCUGGGGACCAAGAACCUGGCUGAGGUCCUAUCUGACCGCGAGGGCAUCGCUCACAGCAUGCAGUCCAGCCUGGACGAAGCUACAGAUAACUGGGGUAUCAAGGUGGAGCGGGUGGAGAUUAAAGACGUGAAGCUUCCCCUACAGCUGCAAAGAGCCAUGGCUGCUGAGGCAGAGGCGGCACGAGAGGCCAGGGCAAAGGUGAUAGCUGCUGAGGGUGAGAUGAACGCUUCUCGCGCCCUCAAGGAGGCCUCUCUCGUCAUCGCCGAGUCUCCAUCAGCUCUGCAGCUUCGUUACCUGCAGACCCUCAACACCAUCGCAGCCGAGAAGAACUCCACAAUCAUCUUCCCCUUGCCGAUGGACGUCAUCUCCCACUUCAUGCGGAAGUGACUGCUGUUUGCGUAACACAUCAUUUCAAUGCCCACACACAUUUCAUCCCCAAUCUAGGGACAUAUAUUUUACAGAGGAUUUGGUUGAUCAAAUAAUGUAAUCAAAUAAUAAUUUGAAUUAAAGGCAGCGCAAUGUCUUGAUUUUUUUGGAGUUAAUUAAUCCAUUGCAUACUUUGACAAAUCAAAUGUAUAAACUGUUGCAACCAAAGAGGGCUUUGUUCUCUAGGAAUCUUUGAAACUUGUAAAUUAAUUCAUAACCUAUCCUUUAUGAGUCAUUUUUAUAUUAUAUUUUUAUGUGUAUUGUGUAAGGACGCUCCGAUCGACUGGCCACCGAUCAGUAUCAGAUUUCCAUGAAAAAACACGUGAUCAGCAUAUGCUGACAAAUGCCUUUCAACGCUGAUCACAAAAGCUGGUCACCUGUGGCUAGUACGAUUGCAGCACGCAGCAAACCCUGCGUGCAGUGUAGUGUCUUGGGCAGCGUCCUCCGCCCACAGUGCGCAAGCGUGACAAAACCAAAACAAUCAUGUCUGCCGUGUGGAACUUAACGCAUGUCACAAAAACUACACCAUAUUGCCAAAAGUAUCUCACCUGCCUUGACUGGCAUAUGAACUUAAGUUCAUAAGUACCGUAAUUUGUAAUCCCUUUGCAGCUAUAACAGCGUCAACUCUUCUGGGAAGGCUGUCCACAAGGUUUAGGAGUGUGUUUAUGGGAAUCUUUUACCAUUCUUCCAGAAGCGCAUUUGUGAGGUCACACACUGAUGUUGGACGAGAAGGCCUGGCUCUCAGUCUUCGCUCUAAUUCAUCCCAAAGGCGUUCUAUCGGGUUGAGGUCAGGACUCUGUGCAGGCCAGUUAAGUUCAUCCACACCAGACUUUGUCAUCCAUGUCUUUAUGGACCUUUGCUUUGCUGUUCCCACAAAGUUGGGAGCAUGGGCUUGUCCAAAAUGUCUUGGUAUGCUGAAGCAUUCAGAGUUCCUUUCACUGGACCUAAGGGACCAAGCCCAGCUCCUGAAAAACAACCCCAGACCAUAAUCCCCCUACACAAAUUUUACUCUUGGCACAAUCCGACGAGUAUUGUUCUUCUGGCAGCCGCCAAACCCAGACUCGCCCAUCAGAUUGCCAGAUGGAGAAGUGCAAUUCGUCACUCCAGUGAAUGCGUCUCCACUGCUCUAGAGUCCAGCGGCGGCGUGCUUUGCACCACUCUGGUCUGUAGCGAUUGACGCUACGCCUCAGCAUCCGCUGACCGUUUACGUGGCCUACCACUUCGUGGCUGUCGUUCCCAAACACUUAUCAUACAGCUGACAGUUGACUAGGGAAUAUUUAGGAGUGAAGAAAUUUCACGACUGACUUUGUUGCACAGGUGGCAUCCUGUCACAGUUCCACACUGGAAUUCACUGAGCUCCUGAGUCCGGAUGCCUCCUGGACUCCUCCCUGGUGAGGGUUUCCGGGCAUGCCCAGCCGGUAGUAGGCCCCAAGACAGACCUACGCUGGAGGGAUUGUGUCUCACAGCUGGCCUGGGAACACUUUGACAUCCUCCCUGUGGAACUGGAAUAGGUGGCCGGGGACCGGGAAGUCCGGACCUCUACUGUGACUGUUGCCCCCGUGAUCCGGACCCGAAAAAGCAGAAGAAAAUGGAAUGGAAUAAAACAAAAUCGCACAAUGAAAAAGCUGAACAAUAUAGACGAGAACUGCAAGACACUGAAAAACACAUACAGUCAUCACACAGGUAAGAAAAUACAUGUUCCAUGAUUAUUAUUAUUAUUAUUAUAUAAAAAGACAUAUAGACAGUCAUGAUACUCAAGUAGACUUUAAUGUUUGUGAUGAAAAACUACUAUAUAGCCUAACACAAGUGAUAAGUGGAGGGGCAGCACCAAUCCCUAACAUCUGUCAUUCCCAUAGCACACGUUAGCAUAGUGACAACGAUGUUGAUGUCAUUUCUCAUUGAUUGGCCUGCCACACUGUACAACUACAUGUAUGACCGUCACAAUGCAAUGCGAGUUCAACGAAGAGAAACAGCAAAGACAUGACAAAACAUGCUUCUAUUACUUUGUCGGUGCAUUAUAAGACACAACUUGUGUACAGAGAAUAUAUUUACAUUCAGACAUACAGUAGUACAAUCAGUGCCAGAACAAACACAUUCAUUCCCUCUGGACCAAAUCCAUAUGGGGGUAAUUGUGUCACAAGAUUCAAUUUUUAAAAAGGGAUUUGUAACGGCAUAAUUUACAAUGUCAAUUCUGGUGUUUUGUAGGGACUGAGUGCUACAUAUUGACAUGUUAAAUGGCUGCCUGCUACAAGACAAGAGGUCCUUUACGUUUCAUCAAAUCACAUGAAUGAUAUAAAAUACAGUCAGUACAUUUUUCACAUUCGACGCAGAGUGCGACACAGAUGUCCACAGGACACAUCGGCAUGGUCAUUAGUGUUGUCUUCAUUCAUGUAACUAUAUACUGUUAUUUAUUGUGUUGCAUCAUUGUAAACUGUGUUAUUGUACACCUGAAGUGACCCUGAAGUAAAAGUCUAAACAGUU